Molecule: messenger RNA, 1554 nt
Organism: Oikopleura dioica
Lineage: Eukaryota; Metazoa; Chordata; Appendicularia; Copelata; Oikopleuridae
Source: the annotation of a GenBank genome assembly
AUGCUCAAAUGUUCUCAUAUCUUGGGAAGAGUCCUGCGUAAAUCGAGUUGGAAGUAUCCGAAAGAUAAAAUCCGCAAUUUUUCUAUCAUCGCUCAUGUUGACCAUGGCAAGAGCACAUUAGCAGACAGAAUCUUGCAGAUAUGCGGCCACCAAGUUGAUCGAAAGCAGACCCUGGACACGCUUGAUGUUGAGCGCGAGCGAGGCAUAACAGUAAAGUCAGUUGUUGCAUCGGUCAAACAUACGGUGAACGGAGAAGACUAUUUGCUCAAUCUAAUUGAUACUCCUGGCCAUGUUGAUUUCAGUUGGGAGGUGCAGAGAUCAUUGACAGCUUGUGAAGGCGUUCUUCUUGUGGUGGAUGCGUCUCAGGGAGUCCAAGGAAUGGUUCUGUUAAAUAAAGUGGAUCUCCCGCAUGCAGAUGUUGACAAAACGAUGAUGGAGUUGAAUCAGAUGUUCGACAUUGAAUUUGAAGAAUGCCUCUCAAUAUCUGCAAAAAGUGGCAUGGGUGUUACAGAAGUGCUGGACGAGAUUGUCAAUAGAAUACCUCCUCCACUGCCAAUUGACCCAGAUCCUGAGGGAUUACUUCCUGGACAAAUUGGCUACUUCUCAACAUUAAAAGCCAAGUCUCGUGUCACCGGAAAAGUUCUUGUGACAGAUGAGAGGGCCGGAACAAAAUUAACGGAAGACCCGAGCCUACCAUUCAACCAAUUGAAAAACUCGACUCCUUCAGUAUUUGCUUCAUUCUUCCCUCAUACUGACAACAAAGGCAGAAUCAAAGAAUUCGAAAAGUCAGUCGACUCGUUGAUCCUCAACGACCCUGCGGUGACAUCAACAAGGACUGCCUCGCCUGCUUUUGGAUCAGGGCUGCGUUUGGGAUUCCUCGGACAGCUUCAUUUGGAAGUUUUCUCUCAGCGACUGAGGGAUGAUUUUGAAACGGAUGUUAUCGUUACUUCUCCAUCAACAGCCUUCAGAGCGCGAGUCGACGAAAGUUUAAAAGAUAAAAAUUACAACGCGAUUCGACAAAAUAGAACACUCGUUGAUCCAGAAGAUCCCUAUAUCUUUGAAUUCGAAGUUGCCGAAGAAUUUAUUCCGAGAAAAUUUGUGACUGAAUAUCAAGAACUCUACUCGUUACUGACAGUUAUCAGCCCCGUCGAAUACUCUCCAGCAAUUUUGAGUGCGGUUGAAGAAAGAAGAGGGUCUUAUGUAGUUCCAGAACUGCAAAUGAUAACGCACAAGCACUCAGCUGAAGCUCUCGGAAGAAAAUUGACGAAAGAAUUUGUCGAGUUACUACCGAUGCAAGAUCAUAAAGCCUCCGUCUCAGCGCACAUAACCGCAGACCCUGAUCAGCAGCGUGGUUUUUGGGGAAGCUCGUUUGGAACCCGACAUACGAAUUAUAGACGCGAAGAUACCACAAGAUCAAAAGCUAACAAAAAGAUUGACCUGCAAAGAAGACAAAAGAAAAUUAAAGCGGAGAAAGAUCGUCUUGAAAAGCUGAGGCAAAUUGGAAACGUAAAGGUUCCAAAAGACGCUAUAACAUCUUUGUUCUCGCUGAUAUGA